This is a messenger RNA of Gymnodraco acuticeps, 12346 nucleotides long. It is a transcript of the gene cacna1ba, whose product is annotated as calcium channel, voltage-dependent, N type, alpha 1B subunit, a. The record is from RefSeq and is a predicted model, not a curated record. NCBI's taxonomy places the organism in Eukaryota, Metazoa, Chordata, Actinopteri, Perciformes, Bathydraconidae. Gene Ontology annotation, molecular function: high voltage-gated calcium channel activity. Gene Ontology annotation, biological process: calcium ion import across plasma membrane; chemical synaptic transmission. Gene Ontology annotation, cellular component: voltage-gated calcium channel complex; neuronal cell body; membrane.
GUCUCUGAAGGAGCAGUGCAGAAAGUAGUGUGUCUGCAUCACGUUAACAACCUGUUCCCCGAGCCUUCUCCUCCGGUACCGGAGAAACAGAAAGUGAUAAUAACGGUGGCGCGCGUUGCUUCAGAUUCAGUCUUCAACGUGAACAUGAGAGGGGUCGCUAUGGAACACAAGAGUAUUUUAUGGAUGCUUUCUUCAAGGAAUUAUCCUGUUUCGUCGUGCUGACGGUUCGCGGUAUUUUCUCAGCUGUUUAAUCCGACUUUCUCCCCAGGCUUCAGGAGGAGCCUCUUGUAGCAUGGAGCUCGCGCGCUGACGCCAGCAGCACCUCGCGAGCACCGGGCAGGUACGCGGUAGGACCUAUGGGUAGGACAUGAUGCAUCAUGGAAUCUGAGCAGCUGCACUUUAAGCAACAAUUCCGUGAGUGAGGUCAUGGGCAGCAGCAGAGACUGAGUGAGGGUCGUUGUUUCCCGUUAAUGUGUGACUUUGGUGCACGUGGUACCCGCAGCUAGAGGACCGGGGGGACGGGGCGCUGUGAUGCGCCAUCUCAUCCCGGGGGUCCGUUUUGGUUUCUCGAGCAACACCUGCUCCCUCCCACCAUGGCUCGCUUUGAAGAGGACCUGGCCGGCCGCUACGGAGGCUGCGGCCCCGCGGGCCCGACCAGAGGGGUCAGCCGGCUGCCGGGGGUCCCGAGGGUGUACAAGCAGACGAUGGCCCAGAGAGCCCGGACAAUGGCGAUCUACAACCCCAUCCCCGUCAAACAGAGCUGCCUCGCCGUUAACCGCUCUCUGUUCAUCUUCAGUGAGGAUAACAUCAUACGGAAAUAUGCCAAAAAGAUCACCGAAUGGCCUCCAUUUGAGUACAUGAUCCUGGCCACCAUUAUAGCAAACUGCAUCGUGCUGGCCCUGGAGCAGCACCUGCCGGCCUCAGACAAAACCCCCAUGUCCGAGCGCUUGGAUGACACAGAGCCCUACUUUAUUGGAAUAUUUUGUUUUGAGGCUGGCAUCAAGAUCAUCGCUCUGGGCUUUGCCUUUCACAAAGGAUCCUACCUGCGUAGCGGCUGGAAUGCAAUGGACUUUGUGGUGGUCCUAACAGGGAUCCUGGCCACUGUGGGGGCAGACUUUGAUCUGAGAACACUAAGAGCGGUGAGAGUACUGCGGCCCCUCAAACUAGUAUCCGGCAUUCCAAGUCUGCAGGUGGUACUGAAGUCCAUAAUGAAGGCCAUGGUACCUCUGCUGCAGAUCGGCUUGCUGCUCUUCUUCGCAAUCCUCAUGUUCGCCAUCAUCGGCCUCGACUUCUACAUGGGAAAGUUCCAUCGCACCUGCUUCAGGAUAGACACCGACGAACAGGUGGCAGAUUUCCCCUGCGGCCUGGAGGCUCCGGCCAGGACCUGCGAGAACGGCACCAUCUGCAAGGAGUACUGGACGGGACCCAACUACGGCAUCACUAACUUCGACAACAUCCUCUUCGCUAUUCUCACUGUGUUCCAGUGCAUCACCAUGGAGGGAUGGGUAGAGAUCCUCUACAACGCCAACGAUGCCUCGGGGAACACGUGGAACUGGCUGUACUUCAUCCCCCUCAUCAUCAUCGGAUCCUUCUUCAUGCUCAACCUGGUGUUAGGUGUGCUUUCAGGGGAGUUUGCCAAGGAGAGAGAGCGGGUGGAGAAGAGGCAGGAGUUCCUGAAGCUCCGCAGACAGCAGCAGAUAGAGAGAGAGUUAACCGGGUACCUGAAGUGGAUCUGCAAAGCUGAGGAGGUGAUGCUGGCUGAGGAAGACAAGCAUGCAGAAGAGAAAUCUCUGGAUGGAGCGUGGUACAAAAGGAAACAAACCAACUCUGUGCUCAAAAGAACCAAGAAGAGUAAGAAUGAUCUCAUCAACGCUGAAGAGGGCGAGGACCACUUCACUGACAUCCCAUCUGUUGCCCCCCCAGGGUCUCCGUUCGCCCGGGCCAGCUUGAAGAGCAAGAACGAGAACUCAUUGUACUUUAGGAGGAAGGAGAAGAGGCUCCGCUUCACUAUCCGCCACCUGGUGAAGUCCCAGAGCUUCUACUGGACCGUGCUGUGUCUGGUGGGCCUCAACACGCUGUGUGUGGCCAUCGUUCACUACGACCAGCCGGUGUGGCUCACCUUCGCUCUGUACCUGGCCGAGUUUGUAUUCCUGGGCCUGUUCCUGGCAGAGAUGUCCAUGAAAAUGUACGGCCUGGGACCCCAGAACUACUUCCACUCCUCAUUCAACUGCUUUGACUUUGGGGUGAUUAUCGGCAGCAUUUUUGAGGUCAUCUGGGCGGCCAUCAAACCCGGCGCGUCGUUUGGGAUCAGUGUGCUGCGAGCUCUGAGGCUGCUCAGGAUCUUCAAAGUCACCAAGUACUGGAAUUCUUUGAGGAACCUGGUGGUAUCCCUUCUCAACUCCAUGAAGUCCAUCAUCAGCCUGUUGUUCCUCCUCUUCCUCUUCAUCGUGGUGUUCGCUCUGCUGGGCAUGCAGCUGUUUGGUGGACAAUUUAAUUUUGAAGAUGAAACACCGACAACAAACUUUGACACAUUCCCAGCAGCCAUUCUCACCGUGUUCCAGAUCCUCACUGGGGAGGACUGGAACGCAGUCAUGUACCAUGGGAUCGAAUCCCAGGGGGGCGUUAAAGGGGGGAUGUUCACCUCCAUUUAUUUCAUCAUUCUCACUCUCUUUGGAAACUACACGCUGCUCAACGUUUUCUUGGCCAUCGCUGUGGAUAACCUGGCCAAUGCCCAGGAGCUCACUAAGGAUGAAGAGGAGCAAGAGGAGGCCAUCAAUAAGAAGCUCGCACUCCAGAAAACAAAGGAGGGGAAGGAGGUCAGCCCCAUGUCAUCCACCAACAUCUCCAUCACAGCUUUUCUAACACGCAGUCGAGGUAACGCGCACUCUAGCAGCUCAUCCAUCUGCAGCGUUAACUCACUUAAGGAGCAGCAGAAGUCACUGAAGACUAUGUCAGUGUGGGAGCAGAGGGCCAACCAGCUGAGGAGGCAGAACCAGGCCAGCUGCGAGGCGCUCUACAGCGAGCUGGAGCUGGAGGAUCGCCUCCACAUCCGGCCCGACAUGAAGACCCACCUGGACCGGCCCCUGGUUGUUGAGCCUCUGGACGGGCCAUGUCCUGCCGGCCACCAGCACCACCAUCACAAUGCCUGCAUGCCAGAGGAGGCAGAGGCUGCCACUGACCCCCCCCCUCCUGCUCCUCUCCAGCCCCGCCGCCACAACCGCCACAGGGACCGGGCCAGAACCAGGGAGGAGGCUAACGAAAACGGGGGCACCAAUAAGGACCGGGGGCACCACGUCCAUCACAGCCGGUUUAAAAAGCCCGGCGACAGCCAGGGCAAAGAGGCAAAGAGCGAGAGGUCCCGCAGCCGAGAGGGGGGCAGGAGGCAUCACCUUCAGAGCUCAGUGGAUGACAGCGGUGGGGGAGGAGUCACGAGUGAGAGAGUGCAUCGGCAUCAUCAUUCACACCGGCAGACCCGGGGGGGCAACAGAACAGUGAACAGUGGGGAGAAGGGAGAGCGAAGAUCCUGCCCCAAAGAUGGACGUUCAUCCAACAGGGAGGGGGAGAGGAACUCCAGAGGAGUCAGUGGUGCCAAUGGAGAGAGGAGGAGGCGUCGCACUCAAGGGUCCAGGGGCCAAUCCACAGCUGAAGGGGAGGAGUCCAACGAGAAGGAGAAGACCCACAGUCACAGGUUUGCUGACUCAGAGGGGGAGUCCCUCCCUCUCUCCCCCCAGCAGGGCUCUGGGGGGACUGACUGGCCGAGCGACCGACCAGAGGAAUCAGACAACCAGAGGAACGUCAGAAGAACCUGCCAAUCCUCCAUCCAUGUUCCUCCUGUGACUAUCACCUCCCCCCCUGGAGACACCACCCUCAUACAGAUGAACAGUAUGGACUGUGAGACCAUGCCCAUGACUGAUAAGACCCUGGCGGAGCUGGGUCCAAGUGGACCCAAACCCAUCCUGCCUUACAGUUCUAUGUUCAUCUUUGGACAGACCAACCCGGUGAGGCGGUUAUGUCACUACAUCGUGACUCUGCGAUAUUUUGAGAUGAGCAUCCUGGUUGUGAUUUCUAUGAGCAGUAUCGCUCUGGCAGCAGAGGACCCGGUCUGGACCAACGCCCCGCGCAACAAUGUGCUCAAAUAUCUGGACUAUGCUUUCACUGGGGUUUUCACUUUUGAAAUGGUGAUCAAGAUGGUGGACCUUGGCCUGUUGCUUCAUCCUGGAGCCUACUUCAGGGACCUGUGGAACAUUCUGGACUUCAUAGUGGUCAGUGGGGCGCUGGUGGCUUUUGCAUUUUCGAGCUUCAUGGGAUCGCAACAAGGUGUUACCAGGGGGACCAAAGGAAAAGACAUCAGCACCAUCAAGUCACUGAGAGUUCUCCGAGUGCUCAGGCCUCUCAAGACCAUCAAACGUCUGCCGAAACUCAAGGCGGUGUUCGACUGUGUAGUCAAUUCUUUGAAGAACGUGCUGAACAUCCUCAUUGUUUACAUCCUCUUCAUGUUCAUCUUUGCCGUCAUCGCAGUUCAACUGUUCAAAGGGAAAUUCUUCUUCUGCACAGACGAGUCCAAGGGCCUGGAGAAAGACUGCAAAGGACAGUUCCUGGACUAUGACACAGAGGAGGUGGUGGCGAUGCCCAGGGAGUGGAGGAAGUACGAGUUCCAUUAUGACAAUGUGCUGUGGGCCUUCCUGACCCUCUUCACUGUCUCCACUGGGGAGGGCUGGCCAACUGUCUUGAAGCAUUCUGUGGACGCUACCUUUGAAGACAAGGGCCCCAGUCCAGGCUACAGGAUAGAAAUGUCCAUCUUCUAUGUGGUGUAUUUCGUGGUCUUCCCUUUCUUUUUUGUCAACAUCUUCGUUGCUCUGAUCAUCAUCACCUUCCAGGAGCAGGGAGACAAGGCCAUGUCUGAGUGCAGCUUGGAAAAGAAUGAGAGGGCUUGUAUUGACUUUGCCAUAAAUGCCAAACCUCUGACCCGCUACAUGCCCCAGAACACACAGUCCUUCCAGUACAGGAUGUGGAAGUUUGUGGUCUCACCUCCAUUUGAGUACUCCAUCAUGAUCAUGAUUGCCCUCAACACUGUGGUGCUUAUGAUGAAGUUCCAUGGAGCUCCAGACUUUUAUGAAGCAAUGCUGAAGAACCUCAACAUCGUCUUCACCACUCUCUUUUCUCUGGAGUGUAUCCUCAAGAUCAUUGCUUUUGGUCCAUUGAACUACCUAAAGGAUGCCUGGAACGUGUUUGACUUUGUCACAGUGUUGGGCAGCAUCACUGACAUCCUGGUGACUGAAAUCAAUACUACGGACAGGCUGCUGAACCUGAGCUUCCUGAGGCUGUUCAGAGCGGCCCGGCUCAUCAAGCUGCUGAGACAGGGCUACACCAUCCGCAUCCUGCUCUGGACCUUUGUCCAGUCCUUCAAGGCCCUGCCUUAUGUUUGCCUUCUGAUUGCUAUGCUGUUCUUCAUCUAUGCCAUCAUUGGGAUGCAGGUGUUUGGCAACAUUGCGAUGAAUGAGGACACAGCCAUUAAUCACCACAACAACUUUCGCACUUUUCUCCAAGCUCUCAUGCUGCUGUUCAGGAGUGCAACUGGUGAGGCCUGGCACGAGAUCAUGUUGUCAUGUCUGAGUCACCGAGUCUGUGACGAGCGAUCCGGCUCCCAGGGGAAAGAGUGCGGCAGUGAUUUUGCUUACUUCUACUUUGUCUCCUUCAUCUUUCUCUGCUCCUUCCUGAUGCUGAACCUGUUUGUGGCUGUGAUAAUGGAUAACUUUGAGUACCUAACCAGAGACUCCUCCAUCCUGGGGCCUCAUCACCUCGAUGAGUUCAUCCGGGUGUGGGCCGAGUACGACCCGGCUGCAUGUGGCCGUAUCAAGUACCUCGAUAUGUAUCAGAUGCUGCUCCACAUGUCCCCGCCGUUAGGUUUGGGAAAGAAAUGUCCGCCAAGAGUCGCCUACAAGCGCCUUGUCAAAAUGAACAUGCCCAUCGCCGAGGACAACAGCGUCCACUUCACCUCCACCCUGAUGGCCCUCAUCCGCACUGCCCUGGAGAUCAAACUGGCCUCAGGCAUGGUAGCCCAGCGACUCUCUGACGCUGAGUUAAAGAAGGAGCUGUCCACAGUGUGGCCCAGCCUCUCUCAGAAGACCAUGGAUCUGCUGGUAACCCCACACACAGCCAAUGAGCUGACGGUGGGGAAGGUGUAUGCGGCCCUGAUGAUCUUUGACUACUACAAGCAGAACCGAGCGCGGAGGCUGCGGCUGCAGCAGCAACAGGGCGCUUCAGGCUCCCAGUGCAAGGUCGGGGCUCUGUUUAAGCCAUUGCUGCCUCUGACUCACAUGCAGGAGAAAGAUCUGCCUAUGAUGCCUCCCAGCAUGCUUCAGCCCAAAUCCAAGUCCCAGCUACAGACCAGACCUAGCUCCAACUCCCUGAACAACGGAGGCACGCUGCCAGGACAUGAGCACAGCAUAAAGGCAUCAUCCUCCUGGGUGAUGAAAAAGCCAAAGGAAGCGUCCGGAGCUAAGACUAAGAGGACCAUGUCUCGCGGCCCCUCAGAGGACACACCGGCCCCUCCCCUCAUUCAGGAGUCUGUGGAGAUGAGGAAGAUGGAGACCAGUGCCAGCAGUACCCUCCCAGUGCCUGGCUCCGGUCUGGAGACCCAGGCCCGAGCUGCCUCCAUGCCUCGACUCAACGCUGAGCUGCAGCGGAGCCACUCACGCCACUCUCCAGGGAUCCAACUGGCUUCUGUCCCUGAUGCCAGCCCUAUGAAGCGCUCCGCCUCCACUGUGGCCCCACAGCGGCCCCAGGAGGUCAACCUGAGGGACUACACCCUGGAAAAACCCAGCCAGGACCGGGUCCACCACCACCACCACUGCCACCACCGCAGAGACAGGGACAGAGACAAAGACAGAGAGAGGAGACAGAGGUCUCUGGAUGUCCCUCUGGGGGGACAGCCCCCCGGCUCUGCUGGGGCGGCAGGAGAGCAGGAGUCUGACCCGGCGCCCCCCAGGGAGCGAGCCCCCGAGCGCGGCCGCUCCCAUGACAGGAAGCACCACUCCUCCCCCGACAAGCAGCGUUACUACUCCUGCGACCGCUACUGCAGCCGGGAACACUGCCACACCAAAUCUGCAACCGCCAGCUGUGCCGCCUCCCCCAGCGAGGGGCAGGACACCAGCAACAAGCAGGGCAGUGGUUGGAAUAAAGGCGACCCAGUGGCACUGAGUUCCAGUUCUAGAACGUCAAGCCGUGGACGCCGGCUUCUCCCUCAAACCCCCCUCACCACGCGGCCCGGGGUGGCUUAUAAGACUGCCGCCUCCUCUCCUGUGCACUUUGUGUCCGGCCGGCUGAGCCGCGACCUGUCGGAGCACAACGCCCUGCGGCACAGCGGCUCCCCCCACCUCCCCUGUCCCGUCACUCGCAUCAACUCUGAGCCCUUCCUUGGCGGGGGCCACAGCAAGGCCCCCGACAGCCUCUAUGGCAGCCUUCGGGACCAGCUGGACGUUUUUCAGGAUACGGUGUCACGGUCGCCCAGCCCCCGUGCCGGACGCUCAUCUCGGACCGCACUUCCUCACAUGAUAGGAGACGUAUUUCCCGCUCAGCAGGAGAACCUCGGGGUGCCCAACGGGUUCCACUUCAGCUCCGGGGGCAGCAGCAGCCCUGGCUCUGGGGUCCCCAGGUAUUACCAGGAGGCAGAGGAGGACGAAUGGUGCUAGCAUGGCUUUAACCCAACCUUCUUAAUGCAUCUUUGAGGAUUUGUGAUGAGUUUUAUCAUCUUCUUUUCUUUGAAGGUUUCAGUUUACAUUGUCGAUGUGUGUGUUCAAUGCUGUGUUUUAAUCCUAACUUGGAGAGCAAAGGGUAGGGAGAACAUCUAAACAGGGAGAAAGCUUGGAAUAUUCUAAUGUGAACAAAAAAAGUGUAAUCUUUACGAAAAGACACAAAGCAUUAUGAAAGAGUAGGCUGUAUAUUGGAUGUCUUACAGCAGCUGUCCUUUACUUUGACUUCAGUAUUUUGUUGACACCAAAAUAUUGACCCUCAAACAGCAUAAGAUAAACACAGACUGUACAACGGUGAAUUCUUCAGACGUUGGAAAACAGACCGGAGGAUUGAAAUAAAUGUUUGUUUGGUGUUAACUACCAGAUCUGCUGAUCACAUUCAUUAUGUGCUCUGUAUCCCAGGCAAACCAAAGUGGUGAUAACUGAACAGCAAAGAGAGGUGCCUCAAUUUUACAUACAACAAUUUUCAAAAACCUAAAACUGCAUUAUUUGUUUUUCCCCCUCCAAUUCGGGGGUAGCACAACAACCUGUGAAUACAACAUAGACAUAUUAUUACGUUUUUAUAAAGUUUAAAAAGCUUAAGGCGCAGAGAGCUCCAUGCUAGAUGAGAUUACUGCGGCACAUGACUGUAGUCAGAUCACUGCUGACACAAAUGGUCUUAGAACAUGUGGCAGCACCGCUUCACUCUGUGCACCACAAACAUCAUCAUGGAAGAGACACAUGCAAAAAUAACCUUUGCAUUAUAAUAUGAACAUGGCUCACCAACUCUAUCGGCAGGUUAGAACUUCACCUCCUCAAACUUCAAAAUGACAGCCAAUAGCACAACACAACAUGUAACAGGCAUUAAGCUAAAGUAGAGUUCCUUAUUGAUUCUAGCUGUAGCAGCAGGUUUUAAAGCGUUUGAGAGUUAAUAUGGGGGUUUCAGCUUAAAGAAAUGGAACUGCAAGUCAUGGAAACAGGACAGAAUGAUCAAUAGUUACUCAACUACUGAUCAUUGACUACUGACUACUACUGACUUGAAUGAAAGCAUGAUAGUGUAGGAACAGCUGUGUUGGUCUUUAGUUUAGAACUCUACCAUUCCAUGAUGAUGCCUAUUCCUUUAUGACAUUCCUUUUGUGUCAGUGGAACAGACAGGUGCUGUCGUACAGGCAGCGCUGAUUGUUUUGUCUGUCAAAGAGAGAAGCAACGCUUCAGUACAGGACUGACAAUUUGUUUUAUAUAAAAAUGUCCUAGAUUUGAUUUGAUUUCUUUUUCAUUGUGGACAUUUUUUAUAUUACAUGAAAAAUACAAAGGUGUGGUUUAUGUGAACUGCUUACGGUUUGCCAUUGUUUCAGGUCAAAUGUUUCUUACAAACAUUAUUUGCGAUGUUUUAAGACAAAGUGCCUAUCCUUCUAGAUAUACUGUAAAAAAAAAGAUGCAAUGUCAACUGUUUUCAAAUGCAUCCUCACUUGAGUAGGUGUUUUGUGCAUUCCUUAUGUAGCAGUGCAGGAAAACAUGUUGUACAGAAAGCCUUAUCUGCAAGACGAGAACUCUACCUACUGUGUGCUUCAAAGGCAGGAAUGGAAAAAUUACCUGAUGAAAGAAGAUUGUUUUUCUUGUUUUUGAUAAAUCACAAAAUCUUGCUUCUGAGGAGGAAUUAGAGCAGGGCCGGCCCGUAGCACUGGCAUUAUAGAUGUUCGCCUAGGGCGCCAGAUCUGGGGAGGCGCUGCGCUGGUAGCUCUGGAAGUGAAAAAAACAUUUUUGACCGAUGGUGCUCAUCCUAAUUUUCGGCCUUGAUGUAAUAAUAUUCAUAAUUAAGUAAAUGUAACACCCUUUUCACCCCGGUUACACUUUUCAUUUGCCCUUUACGAUGAAGUGAUGAAAAUGGGGGAUUAUCAGGUGCCCGCAGCUCACAGCCAAAGUGCGAGUGAGCGUGGGAUCGAGCGAGGGAGAGAGGGAGAGAGGGAGGGUGCACCGGUACCGGCGCUGUUGUUAUUAGAAUCUGGUGCUAGCUGCCAGAUAAAAUCUCACCUAGGGCAGCACAUUGUCUAGAGCCUGCCCUGAGUUAGAGUCAGCUUUGUGAAAACAUUAUGCGUGCAUUCAACACUUUAAACUUCAUUGUAACGUGCCAGUAACGCACUAUGCAUGUUCAGAUGAAAGGCCUGGGUCUUGGUGAGCAUGGUGUGCUAGCUAGCUGCUUCACUGGACUGAAGAGUGUGUGGGUUAGCUGAGUGUGUGGGUCAGCUGGGUGUGUGGCCCCCAAAGAGCCCGCUUCAGUGACUCAACGCACACUUCUUAAAGUGUGCGUUGUGAUUCAGACCCAGAGUAGCAAAGGGUGAUCUCUUUACUGCUAUUUGAUUCAAGUUGGGUCCUGUGUGUGUGUGUGUGUGUGUGUGUGUGUGUGUGUGUGUGUGUGUGUGUGUGUGUGUGUGUGUGUGUGUGUGUGUGUGUGUGUGUGUGUGUGUGUGUGUGUGUGUGUGUUAAAAUAGUUAAUCUCUGAUUGAUGCAAUUUUACUGGCGAUCCUGUGUGUCGUGUUUUUGUCUUUUUCCAUACUUGUGGAUUACGUGCAAAACAUGUAUGUUGUGAUGGGCUAUCAAGAUAUUGCAAGCAUGUGUUGACAUCAGUCUUUGGUGUCAGUAUGGAAAAGGUGUUCUCCUCUAGCUGCCAGUUCGUAACGUUCCCAGGUACCAUCAAAGAGAGUGACUAGUAGAAGAAAACAAACCAUUAUACAUUAGCAACAUUAGCUUCGUCCCAAUUCCAUACUGCAUACGAAGGCAGAUGGUAUGUGUUGGUAUAUUCACAGAAAGAUAACUUAAAGAUGUGAUAAUGGAAGGAAAUGUGCUUGACUUUUUGGUGUGCUAAUGGACAAUACUUUGCACACGAUGGCACUUAAGGUGCACAUAAUUACAAAAAGCUGUUGUCUUGGCCUCUGCAUAUAAUAUCAAUCAACUUUCUUAAAAAAAAAUGAACUUUAUCUUAUUUUACAGUAUGACAAUUUAGAAGCAAAUUAUGACUGUGUUCAGAGAUGAUGCCUAAAGAAGCAAAAUGAGGUACAUUGGUAAAGAGGUGUUUAAUUGUAGCUUAAGCAUAUAAUCAUUUCCUAACAGAGAAAAAUGAUAAAGCACAUCUAUUUAUUAUUAUUAUUAUCUGAAAAAUAAUAUAGGGCUGGAUACUGAUUUGUGAAGUUAGGACUAGUUAAAUGUAAUUGUAAAAAAUGGUAUAAGGGCCAGGCAUAAAGAAAACUGAGUUGAAUUGAAUUCAUAUUUUAAUGUGUCGGAAUGUCAAGAAUAAAGUUAAAAUGUCAGACUAAAGGAAACAAAUACAACCAUUGUUUUUGUUUUUUACAUUUUGAGAAUAAAGUCAAGAAAUUGAAAAUGAAGUUGACAUUUGAAGAUCAAAGUUGAACCUUUGGGAAUAAAUUAUAUCCUGAAAGUUUGACAUUAUUAUAGAAUUGAGAAUCGCACAAUUCUGAAAAUUGUAACUUGAUUCUUGCAACAAAAAACAAAAAAAUGGUGCAUGUAAUUGUUUUUCCCCUUUUGCCUGGCCCUAAUAGUCUUCCGUAUAUGUAUGACGUACUUAACAGGACAUGUUGCAGGGUAGGCCUCAGUAUCUGGCUCUCUGGUGGACAAACUGUUGUUUGAGGGAGCCUUUGAGUGGUCCUACUGGCAGACCUGCUACCCAAUGAUCUCUGCUUCCACUUUGAAGAUAAAUACUUGUAAAUUGAACCUCUGCAGCAGCUGAUUGGUUUGUUGAGAAACACUGAGCAGGUAUGAGGAGAGAGCUGUUGAAGCACAGUAACACACUCCAGGGCCCGUCACACCUGAAGACAGGAGAGUGCCCCUCUCCUGUCUUCAGAAUGGGCUAUGCAACAAGAGAAACCCAUUCCCAUCCUUUCUGUAGCUUUACAUGCUGUCUCUUCAGAUCCAGGCUUCAGCAUGAUAUUGACCAAAUGUUUUGUAGAAAAUGCUAUGAAAAAAAAAUGCAAACAACGAGGACUUAAAAUGAAUAAAGGCACACAAUGUAAACAAGGAACAGAUAAAAUAUUGAGGAUUUCAACAACUUUAUACAUAUAUUUGCAUGCAUAACAUGUACGACAACAUCAAAGGGAAAUGUCAUUGCUCGGAAUGGGAGGGAGUGUGUCCUUUUAGAUCACAAUAAAAGUUUUUUUUAUGAACUGUGAUCCCUUCAAAGUGAUUCAUUUAUUUGAAAGAAAACAUUGUUUUCACGUAGACAUAUUCUUACAGAAAAGCUGUGAGGCAAGUGAGAAAAAAAAGGCAUUAUCUCAGUCUUGAUCCAAGCUGUUUUCUCUCCUGUGUUUUUUACUUCACAACAUGAGUUGUUUUUUUUCAUCUUGGAGAACAGGUGGAAAAAGAUGAAUGUGUUUGUCAUUAAAAUAUUCCUUCCAGCAACAGCAGGCUGAUGUGCACCAUCAUCUGAAUAGGACUAUAAUCAUUCAUCUUUUCUCACAUGCACUCUCAACACAAUAUAUCGUUUGUCACCAAGACAUGACAGUAAUGUUACAUAACUUGCUAACAUGAAACAACCCUGUCUCCUAAAAAUUACGUUCCCACAGAACUAAACUGCAUUCUGAAUUACGUUUAGCUUGAAACGUAUU